Messenger RNA from Anolis carolinensis (green anole), 1835 nucleotides. It is a transcript of the gene palm, whose product is annotated as paralemmin. Bases 419 to 1552 code for a protein of 377 amino acids. Gene Ontology annotation, biological process: regulation of cell shape. NCBI's taxonomy places the organism in Eukaryota, Metazoa, Chordata, Lepidosauria, Squamata, Anolidae. Gene Ontology annotation, cellular component: plasma membrane. The record is from RefSeq and is a predicted model, not a curated record. The transcript has 9 exons.
CCUUCUUGCGGGUGCGGCGAUGACUGCAGCCCGGCAGCAGGAGGUGCCAUUGCAGUGCCGGAGACGGAGAAGACAGGGAUGAGAGAGAGAGAGAGAGAGAGAGAGAAAGGACAGGGUCUCUAUCUCUCUCCGGCAGCAGCGCACACACAUCGGCACAGGCGCAUAUAUAGAACCAACACCCAGCCUGGCUUCGCAUCCAGAGCUCGGCACAAGCCAACGAAGGGCGAUGAGAUGUUGAGCCGGGAGCCGGCAUUGGGGCCACUGUCUCUGCAAACCUCUGGAGGCCACAGGGCUUGAAGCCCAGAAACCAAAGGCAGGCGGAGAGGAGAUUGUUGCAGGCGUAGCUGCGGCGUGCCAAGAAGCCAGCAAGGAAGCGAGCAAGGAAGGAAGGCCACCGCCACCCCACGAGCAUCGCAAUAUGGAGAUCAUCGACACGAGUACAAUCCAGCAGGACAGACUGCAAGCCAUUGCGGAGAAGCGGAAGCGCCAAACGGAGAUCGAGAACAAGCGGCGGCAGCUCGAAGAUGACCGGCGGCAGUUGCAACACUUAAAGUCAAAGGCUUUGAGGGAGAGAUGGUUGCUGGAAGGAGCCCCAUCGUCCACAGCCGAGGAAGGAGAGGCCAUGAAGAAACAGAUGGAGGAGGACGAUUUGAAGGCCAAGGAACUGGAAGAGAGCAUCCAGAGGUUAGAGAAGGAACUGGAGCAGCUGGAAAACGGCAUCUCGGCCUCAUCCACCAAAGAGAACGUGGCCGAGGAGACCGCCAAGGAGGAGAAGCUGCAGCUCACCCCCAAGACUCCGCUGGGCUCGGCCAAAGCCAGCAGCAAGGCCUCCAACAGCCCCGCGAAAGUGGCGGACGGUGGGAUGAUGAAGGCGGCUAUGUACUCUGUGGAGAUCACUGUGGAGAAGGACAAAGUCACGGGAGAGACCAAGGUCCUUUCCAGCACCACUAGACUUCCCAAAGACCACUCAGUUCAGGGGGUCAAAGUGUACGAGGACGAGAUGAAAGUGGUCCACGCAGUCCGGGCCGAGGACGGGGCCCUGGAGAACGGCCUCCACCAGCUCAGCUCCUCCGAGGUGGACGAGCUCCUCCACAAGGCCGACGAGGUGACCCUGAGCGAAGCCUCCGAGAAAGCCAAGGACCCAUCCAGCCAGAAGGCCACCCCUCGGAAGGAGAUCACGGGCGUCCAGGCCAAAGCGGUGGACAGCCCCAAACUCUCGGCGUCCGGCGAAGGCAAAGAGCAGCCGGUCACCAUGAUCUUCAUGGGCUACCAGAACGUGGAAGACGAGAACGAGACCAAAAAGGUGCUGGGCCUCGAGGGCACCAUCAAGGCGGAGCUGGUGGUGAUCGAAGAUGCCGAGAACAAGGCGGCGGCGGGGAAGGACCAAGCGCCGCCCAACGGCACCGCGGUGGAAGCGGCCACGGCCGGCCUGCAGAAAGAGGAAGGCCGAGCCGGGGAGAAGCAGCCGGCCGCCAACGACACCGAGCCCAAAGGAGCCGGGCAAGACCUCGACGCCAAGAAACAGCGCUGCAAGUGCUGCUCGGUGAUGUGAGAGGCCACCCGUGAGCGGCCCGCCAGGACUGUCUUCCCCUCCACGACGCCUUUGUGGUUACUUCCUGCGUUCUACAAACUCCUCGGUUUUCAAGAGUUCUUAUUUUUACUUAAGGGUCCGUUCCUCCAGAAAUCCUCCCUCUCUCUCUUUCUCUUUCGAAAUAUCCGAAACGUCUCCGGUUUCCCCCCCCCUUUGCCUGCCCUUGAUAUCCUCGCCUACGUAAUGUAUUCCUCCCCAUAAAUGUAAAAAAAAAUAUGCGAAAUAUUACAUUCAUUAGGCCUAG